Molecule: messenger RNA, 402 nt
Organism: Lathyrus sativus (Indian pea)
Lineage: Eukaryota; Viridiplantae; Streptophyta; Magnoliopsida; Fabales; Fabaceae
Source: the annotation of a GenBank genome assembly
AUGAGUCCCUUGAACUUGUCUAUCCUCUUCCUCAUUUCCUUAGCACUCGUCCCUACAACAACGUCUCAAGAAAGAGCACCUCAUGGACUUGUAUACGAAAGCCCUAUAGCUUUUCCACCAUCAGCCUAUCUCUUCUUUCACCCCAAUGCACCAACUUCAGAGACCAAAAACUCUUGUAUUACAUCCAAAUGUUCACCACUUCCUAUGGCAGCAGCUCUAGUAGAAGCCAAUCAAAAAUUUGAAAACAAAGCAUCACAAAAACAAAUUGGAGCUGGUGUUGUUGGUGGAAUUAUCUUUGCUUUUGCUUUUGUUGUUGUUUUAGUUGUUGGAGUUUACUAUGUUAAGGUCAUUCGUCAAGCUAACAUGAGUAGAAACAUUAAUAAUGUUCAGUCUCAUGCUUAA